CCCUCCCCAGCAAACCUGGCACUGGCAGCAAACGGGACCCUUUCCUCCCGCUUCCUUCCGACUGGCUCUCUCGCCUUUGCUUGCUUCGAGCCCUACCUCGCUUCCCCCUUCUCAACAUGAAGCUCGUCAGGUUUUUGAUGAAGUUGAACAACGAGACGGUGUCGAUUGAGCUCAAGAACGGAACCGUUGUUCACGGCACCAUCACAGGUGUGGAUAUCAGUAUGAACACCCAUCUGAAAACAGUGAAACUUACAUUGAAGGGAAAAAAUCCAGUGAGUUUGGAUCACCUUAGUGUGAGGGGUAACAAUAUUCGCUACUAUAUCCUACCUGAUAGCUUAAAUCUUGAGACAUUGCUGGUUGAAGAGACACCUAGGGUGAAACCCAAGAAGCCAACAGCUGGGAGGCCUUUGGGACGCGGUCGGGGUCGUGGGCGUGGACGUGGACGUGGUCGAGGCCGUUAAAUAUGUUGCCCUCCUUUCGAAUUUUUGGGACAGCUGGAUGCGUAGACACCUUUGUUGUAGGGAGAAUUGGCCGUUGAUGCUAAUGGAUAUUAAAGGAGUUGUAUUGGUAUUUUUUUUUUCUGUGUGAUUAUUAGCCUUGGUUUGGAUGGCUUAAUCGUGAAUUCUGAGAUUCCAACCAUCGGAUAACUUGAUCUAUAGCUGAUAGCUGAGCAUAUAGUCUAUUCCUUUGUCCACUUGUUGCUUUUGAAAAAGAGAAAAAGUAAGAAUAGGAACGCUGCCAUGGAUUAUCAUAA
Molecule: messenger RNA, 754 nt
Organism: Theobroma umbraticum
Lineage: Eukaryota; Viridiplantae; Streptophyta; Magnoliopsida; Malvales; Malvaceae
Product: small nuclear ribonucleoprotein SmD1a-like
Biological process (GO): RNA processing; spliceosomal snRNP assembly
Molecular function (GO): RNA binding
Source: RefSeq, a predicted model, not a curated record